AUGUCUCAACCUGGGGCCGAGCAGAGAAAGGCAGCAUCUGCUGCUGUCCAGCAGAGUGACAACAUUGCGCAUGCGCUGGCGGGUGCCGGAGGAGGUGUCCUAUCGAUGGUCUUGACAUACCCUUUGAUUACCUUGUCGACCAGAGCCCAAGUCGAAUCGAAGCGUGCACACUCGACCACUCUCGAUGCCGUACGCCGCAUUGUGCAGAGAGAAGGGAUCGCGGGACUUUACUCCGGCCUGGAAUCUGCGCUAUUCGGAAUUAGUGUCACCAACUUCGUGUAUUACUACUGGUAUGAAUUUACACGCUCGGCCUUCGAGAAGGCGGCCGUCAAGGCAGGUCGAGCUUCAAAGAAGCUCACGACCGUCGAAUCUAUGAUUGCAGGCGCUAUUGCAGGGAGCGCAACGGUGCUGCUCACUAAUCCGAUCUGGGUUGUCAACACUCGCAUGACUGCCCGCAAGUCUGAGGCAGAGGAAUCUUUGCCUGGUGCCAAGAAACCAAAGGCAUCGACUCUCAGCACUCUCAUGGAUCUGCUCCGUCAAGAGGGCCCCAAGGCUCUCUUCGCCGGCGUUCUCCCUGCCUUGGUCCUGGUGAUCAACCCCAUCUUGCAAUACACUAUUUUCGAGCAAUUGAAGAAUAUAGUGGAGCGUCGCCGACGGAUGACGCCGAAAGAUGCAUUUUACCUGGGUGCGCUAGGCAAGAUCAUGGCCACUAGCAUCACCUAUCCUUAUAUCACCAUCAAGAGCCGUGCACACGUUGCCAGCCGGGAUGGUCCUAAGGAGAGCUUGAAUGGAAGCCUGAAGAGGAUCAUUCGGGAGGAGGGCUGGAAGGGACUCUACAAGGGCAUUGGACCGAAGGUCACCCAGAGCGCCAUCACUGCUGCCUUCCUCUUUGCAUUCAAGGAUGUGCUAUAUGAUAUGAUGGUAGCUGCCCGCAGAAAGGGCCGCAUCGCUAAAUAG
Messenger RNA from Penicillium bovifimosum, 957 nucleotides. It is a transcript of the gene pmp47, whose product is annotated as putative peroxisomal membrane protein Pmp47. Gene Ontology annotation, molecular function: AMP transmembrane transporter activity; NAD transmembrane transporter activity; coenzyme A transmembrane transporter activity. Gene Ontology annotation, cellular component: peroxisomal membrane. The record is from RefSeq and is a predicted model, not a curated record. The transcript is spliced from 3 exons. Bases 1 to 957 code for a protein of 318 amino acids. Lineage: Eukaryota; Fungi; Ascomycota; Eurotiomycetes; Eurotiales; Aspergillaceae.